AUGCGGAUCGAGAUAAUCCUUGUUCUUCUAUUCGUGUCUUUGGCACACUCAUGCCAAAACUUCGACAAGUACAUGAACAUGUUCUGCAAGUAUGGCGCGGAGACCACUCCGUGUACUGUAGAGAAUUAUUCUGCUGAAAAAGCGGCCUGCUGUGCAAAAAAUGGAAAUUGUGCCUACAGCGAUUUCCCAACCAAGAGUGUGUGCUGUUUCACUGACGAAUGUCUGAAGAGAUGCUAUCCAGGAAAAUUGCUGAAGAACGGACAAGUCUACUAA
Caenorhabditis briggsae is the source of this 273-nucleotide messenger RNA. The transcript has 2 exons. The record is from RefSeq and is a predicted model, not a curated record. NCBI's taxonomy places the organism in Eukaryota, Metazoa, Nematoda, Chromadorea, Rhabditida, Rhabditidae. Bases 1 to 273 code for a protein of 90 amino acids.